Messenger RNA from Pogonomyrmex barbatus (red harvester ant), 871 nucleotides. It is a transcript of the gene Alr, whose product is annotated as Evr1_Alr domain-containing protein Alr. Lineage: Eukaryota; Metazoa; Arthropoda; Insecta; Hymenoptera; Formicidae. Gene Ontology annotation, molecular function: flavin-dependent sulfhydryl oxidase activity; flavin adenine dinucleotide binding. Gene Ontology annotation, cellular component: mitochondrion. The record is from RefSeq and is a predicted model, not a curated record.
CAGAUUAGGUUAGAUACAUCGUGGAGUGAUUCAACCCUUCGCUGACUCCGCACGAGCGGCAGUCGCGUAAAAAUUUCAGUAUUACGAAGACAUACCUUCAACUGUCACAAGUUCAUUUCGAAAUUACAUCAUGCGUGAUUUCGGCGUGAACGCGUGAGUGCAAAGUAAAAGGAACGUGGAGCGUUCGUCUUGCGAUAACGCGGUUAUGUCGCACGUAAGAUUCAUGUUAAUCAGCCAGCGGUGACAUUCGAGAAUCUUCAGACAGAAAAUCGGAAGAAAUGUCAUCCGAAAAGUCAUCCGAAAAGCCAUGUCGCGCCUGCAUGGACUUCCGGACGUGGGCGAAACGUCAAAAGGAGGUCUAUAAUUCGGAGAAGGGAUUACAGAAGAAGCAGGACCAGGCACCAAUUACUAGAAAUAGUGGUACUCAAGAGUGUCCCUUAGAUAAAGAUGAGUUAGGUUCGAAGACUUGGGCUUUUUUACAUACCAUGGCGGCAUAUUAUCCAAAUAACCCGAGCCAGCAACAAAAAGCUGACAUGAACAGCUUCUUUCACACAUUUUCCAGAUUUUAUCCUUGUAACGCAUGUGCGGAAGACAUGCAAGAGCAGCUGCGGCAUUCACCACCAGAGACUAGUUCACAAGAAAAACUGACUCAGUGGCUGUGCCGAAUUCAUAACGAAGUUAAUAAGAAGCUCGGGAAACCAGAAUUUGAUUGUAAAUUAGUGAAUCAAAGGUGGAGGGACGGUUGGCAGGAUGGCUCUUGUGAUUGAUAAAUAGAUAAUAAUAGUUUCAGAAUGUAUAAUGGGACCUGAAUACAAAUAUGAAUUAUUGUAAAUAAUUAUAAAUCUUUUCAUUAAACAUUCUGCUACUCUUA